Messenger RNA from Oncorhynchus masou masou (cherry salmon), 4823 nucleotides. RefSeq names its product band 4.1-like protein 4B. The record is from RefSeq and is a predicted model, not a curated record. The transcript is spliced from 23 exons. NCBI's taxonomy places the organism in Eukaryota, Metazoa, Chordata, Actinopteri, Salmoniformes, Salmonidae. Gene Ontology annotation, molecular function: cytoskeletal protein binding. Bases 1103 to 3415 code for a protein of 770 amino acids. Gene Ontology annotation, cellular component: cytoskeleton.
CAGUUCCAUUGUUAUGUAUAUUUGUGGUCUGUGGAGUCGCCUGCACAUAUCAAAACAUUUUAGGAGUGGAGUCCUACAGGCUGCAGUGCAGUUAGACCCCAUUUAAACACAUUCCUGUGACCUGCCUUAGAUGCACACUCCAGUUCAGUGUCAACAUAAGUCCCAGACCAUGUUGUACAGUCUACUGAUAUCAUAGAUUUGAGGGGCAGAGUAGCCAUUACUACUAAACAACCAUAGCAGGCAGAUAUCCGGAGUUAGUCAAAUUAAUAUUUGUUUUAGGAGAGGUGAACUCUCUGCACUUUCACUGGUGUGUGUGUUUCUUUCUGCUUGAAUCCCUCGGCUAAACCAUAAUCCUACCUGUUUGUUCUGAAAUUGCAUUAUUUUUUGCUUGUCCUCAACAUUUCAUUGUCCCUCUUGUUUGUCCUCCACCGCGCUGACCGUGGUGUCGCCUCUGGCCGGCAGGGAGCGCUGCUUCGCUGACACAUCCUGGCCCCAGUAUAUAAAAAAAAGUUUGUUGUGCGUUGUUUUUACGCAGGCGCAAAGCAUGCUGUUUGUCCAGUUUCUCUGGUUGACUUACCUGUGAGGUGGAGCAGUUUCGGUUCUUCGUGAGAGGAUUAAAUAAUACCGGCCACGGGUUUGGGUAAGCGCGUCCCGGGAGAUUGUAACCUCAUUCCUCGGUAUGUGAGACUAUAGGGACGCCCGCUGCGGAGCUGCUCGAGAUUUCUCCAGGGUUUCAGAAUCGGUGCAACAGCAGGUGCGCGAGCGGGGACAAACGGUGAGAGGAGACGAAGAGGGGGGGUGUGUGCUUCCGUGAGUGAGUUCACUAUUGAAACAGAAUAAAUUAUUGGGAAAUUCAACUGGUUGCUUUUUUUUAAUGCCGAAUUGUCGGGUCCUGCUCAAUUAUGCUGCUGGUGAUCCCCACGGCUGCCGAAUUUCAGUUUUCAGCGGCAGCCUGAAGCCUCCGUGCCUGCGGUGAGGGACUCUUCGCCCCGGGGUGGUGGCAGUGGGACAAACGCCACACACAUUGUUUCCGUGUAGUAAAGCCUCCCCGUGGACACCGAACACGGUGCUCGCGCUGUGGGUAGAAUUAACAAUUGGAAAGAUGAUGGGCUUCCUACGCCGGACGUUUAGCCAUCGCUCGCGCAGACGGUUUCAGACAGCGGACGAACGGGACGGGAAAGGAAGAGGGGGAACCGCGAACCCCGUGCUCCUCGCGCACCAACAGCAGGUCGUCCACGCGCCCGCCGUGGUGACAGGGGGAGCGGCCGUGCACAUCCCGGCGGCUGGGACCGACAAGGAUGCAAUGACCUGCCGCGUGCUGCUGCUGGAUGGGUCGGACGUUAACGUGGAUAUUCCAAAAAGGUCAAAGGGCCAGGAGCUGUUUGACCAGAUCAGGUAUCAUCUGGACCUGGUGGAGCCUGACUACUUUGGACUGCAGUUCAUGGAUCCAGAACAAGUCUCACACUGGCUGGAUGUGUCCAAGCCCAUAAAGAAACAGAUCAGAGAUGGUCCUCCAUACAGACUGUUUUUCAGGGUGAAGUUCUACUCCUCAGAGCCCAAUAACCUACAUGAGGAGUUCACCAGGUACCUGUUUGUGCUGCAGCUUCGACAAGACAUUCUGUCCGGCAAGUUGAAGUGUCCAUAUGAUGUCUCAGUAGACCUGGGGGCCUACUGCUUACAGAGUGAGCUGGGGGACUGUGACCCUCUAGAGCAUUCUCCUGAGCUGGUGUCAGAGUUUCGCUUCACACCCAAACAGAGUGAGACCAUGGAGGCAGACAUCUUUAACAAGUGGGUGGACCUAAGGGGUAAGGAUCCAUCCCAGGCAGAGACCAGCUUCCUCAACAAGUGUAAAUGGCUGGAGCUGUACGGAGUGGACAUGCACUUUGUCAAGGGAAGGGACGGAGCAGAGUACGCUCUGGGUCUGACUCCCACUGGCAUCCUGGUGUUUGAGGGCUCCACCAAGAUAGGCCUCUUCUUCUGGCCCAAGAUCACCCGCCUGGAUUUCAAAAAGAGUCGACUCACCCUAGUGGUGACGGAGGACGAUGAUCAGGGGCGGGAGCAGGAGCACACUUUUGUGUUCCAGUUGGACAGUUCGAAGACGUGUAAACACUUGUGGAAAUGUGCUGUGGAGAGCCACGCCUUCUUCCGGCUGCGCCAGCCCACAGCUGGGAAGGCCUCCAGCAGUGACUUCACACGCCUUGGAUCACGUUUCAGGUUCAGUGGAAAGACUGAGUACCAGGCGACCCACGGAGGGAGGCUGAGGAGGGCCAGUACGUUUGAGAGGCGACCCAGCAAGAGAUACCCCUCCCGCACUCACUCACUGGGUGGCAAGGCCCUCUCUCCAGCCAAACCGCCACAUAUCAGCUCCCACACCAGCCCCGUACCUAGUCUACACCCAUACCAGCGUAACAUCCCUAUAGCCCAUGAGCCUUGGCACCCAGCCCUCACACCCCCCAUCUACCUACAACACUCAGGACAUACAUCCCCGCACAGUUUCCCUCGGCGUGGUCCUGUCCUGGGAGGGGAGCAGCAGUUCAGUGUUGAGGAGAACGAGACGCCGUACUCUGGAAGUAUACACCAUCGCCACCGCAGACACACACACUACGACAACAGCCAGGAGACUUACUGUCACACACACAGCAAGAACAAACACAGAGCCCCUCCCUGUCCUGUUGAUGAGUUGGAUCUCUGUCUGCACAACCCCCUGGAGACAGACAGCAUCACCUCUCCCUGGCCUUCACUACAUGUCAACAUGGACAACAAGGCAGAGGAGAAGCAGUUGUCUGAGAAGUCUCUCCAGCCCUCCUCUCCCUGCAGCCCUCCAGACCAUCUCAAGUGUAACAUCUACAAAGCUCAGAUGGAAGCUGUCUAUAGAGAUGCUCCGCUGAUGCCCAGAGGGAAGACCUGUAGUCAGGAGAUCAACGACAGGUAUCAGAGCUCCAGUCAGGACUCUCGAGACUCUGCCACUUCCAGUCUGACCACAGAGAAAACCUCCCUCCGCCCCGACCACAACUCAACCACAGACAGACCCACCAAGUCUAACCCUAACACCAACCGCAGGAAAAGACUGGUCAGGCAGUUCAGUUUUAACCAUGAGGAUGAGGAUAAUCUCCCAGAGGCCCUUGCAGCGAUCUCUUCCAGGAGCACUGGGAAGUGUGGCUCUAACAACUCACUGGACAACCAGACACAACCCUCCAUAUACCCUCAGGAAACAAACACACAGAUGGACAUGCCGAUACUGGAGCUGAGGAGUCCAUGCUGUGAGCGUUCUCACUCUCCCCACCUCUCCACUUCCUUCUACCACACCUCCACCCCUCCCCUGGUACCCUGCCUCUCCUCUCACACCAACAGUGAGGAGGAGAUGAGGUUGGGCAGAGAGAAGAUUCUCAGGGCUCUCCUGAUGACGGAGCUCUGAGUCCGUGACCCCUAUGACAUCAUGGAUGCCGCAUGGACCUGGUGUGAGACGACCCUCAGGAGUCCCACGUCCACUGGCUGCACUCAGCAGUCAGCAUUUACUGUACAUAAUGCAGUCAACCUUUCUAGAUUUGCAUACAAAAUAAUUUGCUUAACUGUUAUUUUAAAAGGAACAUGUUUUAUGUCUACCCACACUACACACCCUGUAAAAACAUGCUCCCACACUACACACCCUGUAAAACAUGCUCCCACACUACACACCCUGUAAUAACAUGCUCCCACACUACACACCCUGUAAAAACAUGCUCCCACACUACACACCCUGUAAUAACAUGCUCCCACACUACACAGCCUGUAAUAACAUGCUCCCACACUACACACCCUGUAAUAACAUGCUCCCACACUACACACCCUGUAAUAACAUGCUCCCACACUACACACCCUGUAAUAACAUGCUCCCACACUAAACACCCUGUAAUAACAUGCUCCCACACUACACACCAUGUAAUAACAUGCUCCCACACUACACACCCUGUAAUAACAUGCUCCCACACUACACACCCUGUAAUAACAUGCUCCCACACUACACACCCUGUAAUAACAUGCUCCCACACUACACACCCUGUAAUAACAUGCUCCCACACUACACACCCUGUAAUAACAUGCUCCCACACUACACAGCCUGUAAUAACAUGCUCCCACACUACACACCCUGUAAUAACAUGCUCCCACACUACACACCCUGUAAUAACAUGCUCCCACACUACACACCCUGUAAUAACAUGCUCCCACACUACACACCCUGUAAUAACAUGCUCCCACACUACACACCCUGUAAUAACAUGCUCCCACACUAAACACCCUGUAAUAACAUGUUCUGAGAGAAUCACAUAUCCCUGCAGACAGACAGGCAGACAGGCAGACAGGCAGACAGAGGGACAGGUGACGAUGAAAGAUGAAUGUUAAAGUAGUAAGGUUACUGCUGCUACACAAUCAAAGCCCUAACUGUUUAAAUGAUGACACAAACAAUUUGUCAUGACUUAUUGUAUUGUCAUGUUGAUCUGCUCUGAUGAAACUGCUACAUGCUGGUAACUGUUCCCAGGUGAAAAUCUGCAGAGCUGCAGUCCCGGUCUUGUCCUGUAGAUGGAGACAGACCCAAACAGACUGCAGCUUGGAUCAGUUGUAGUUGCCCAUAACCACUACCUGGAUCAAGCCUUUUUACAUCCUCCUUGUGGUCAAUCUUAGAACUAAUCUGAUCCUAGGCCUGUGGUUACAUGGCACUAACUGGUGAGUUUGGGUCAGAGCUCAGGUUACAGCUCUGCCAUGUUUCUGUGCAGUUCCUUAUUGCUGUUCUUGUCUGUGUUCUAUACCCCUGUGUUUAACCUUAAUAAAGACAACAUUUUAACUUU